CUUAAAAUCGAAGCACAAACUCAGACAUGGCCGCGGAGCAAACAGAGGUUGUAACCGAAUCGAACAGGUGUGCGGAGAUCGUGUCCGGGCUGUUGAGGACAGAGACGGAGGUGGCCGUGGAUGCUGAAGGCGUUAACCUCGGGCGAACCGGCCCCCUGACGCUACUUCAGGUGGGCACGAGGGACGGGCGGGUGUACCUCUUUGAUAUCCACAAAAACAAGGUUCUCCUACAGCCAGGUUUUCUUAAAGACCUGCUAGAAUCGACGAAAAUUGUUAAGAUAAUCCAUUCGUGCAGAGGAGAUAGUGCCGCUCUUCGUGCACAGUUCGAGGUCAACCUCCACAAUGUAUUUGAUACGCAGGUGGCUCAUCUGGAGAUUGAGGAGUCAAAGGGCAAACGUCUUCCGGUAGAACUGAAGUUGGCGGAUCUGUGCGACAUGUAUGGAGGAAACUCAGCAGCGUUGGAAUCCAAAGACGAUAUUAAGAAAGCCUGGAUGACGACAGCCGGCUAUUGGGCGAUCCGUCCUUUGAAACCGGAAAUGAUCCAGUACGCAGUCGCAGAUGUCAUUGUUCUCUUUGCUCUAUAUGACAACCUAAUAAGCCUCCUGCACGAGAAAGGAUUGUAUGGGAAAUUCCAGAAGUCUGUAGAUGUGGAGAUCGUUGUACAGACGGACUCUGCUGUGGAUAAACGUAAACAGGAACUACUAACCAGUACAGUGGAUGCUAUCCUGAAGGAGAUAGCCACCAAGUGCGACCGCCGAGAGUACCAGUGUCUGGAGGACCUGAACGAGAACGAGGCUCGCGCCAUCGGGUUAUGCCGAACUGAUCAGAUCAUCCGAUCAUCGUCCACGUUCAAGAAGAUACGGAUGCAAAGUGUGGACAAGUUUGUAAUGGAGACUGAAGGAAAGAUUGCGAACGAUCCAAUGGCGUGUGAAGUGUCCGGAGGUCUUUACGGUAAACUGAAAGCCAACGAAAGCGAGUAUAUCGGCACCGAUCUGGGCCGUAGAAUAAAGAUCCUGUUAAAUAGGGUCGGCAAAAUACAGAUGGAACAACUCAAGAGUAAGUACAGUGUGGAUACCCCACUGGAAUAUAUCCGCGGCAGCGACUUUGGGCCCAUCAGGAGUAUCCGGGUUGAUGAGGAGGACAACGCCAUUCGGAGGGCAUUGUACUACCGAGUAACUGUCCGAGAUCUCCUGGUACUGAAAAAACAGUACCAGGAGAACCCCAGAGCUGUGGAGAUCAACAAGGGUCUACACAACAAGAUCCGUUUUCUGGCAACGAGGAGCGGUCAUUGUUCACGAGAGCUGAAACAUCUGAGCAAAGAGCUGUGGACCACAUUCGUGCAACGAUACGGCAGAGAGCACAAGUACUAAACACGUGUAGACUUCUUGGGUUGAAAUGGUUACAGGAAAAGACGGCUCGCUAGACAGAGUGCUGAAGACCAUAUCUGAGAGUACUUUUAAUCAUAUUUUAGACUUUUAGGGGUUUUACAUGUAUUCGUAGAGAUUUUGGAAUUCUGGGGUGGGCUUAGGGUUAGACCUAUACAUUCAAAUACUAAUAUCUCACUUCACGUUUUCCUUCUUCUACAUUCACCCACAGGUUAGUUUUAAAUGGGUGUAAAAGCUGUUCUAACAGUAAAAACUGUAUUUGGAGAGGAAACACUUUUUAUGACAUCAAGCAUCUAAACACCGGCUGUCCAUCCGGUGACCUUGUUCUCACAGCACCCUAGCGGCCCUUGGUCAGCCAGCUCUCGCUGUUUUAGUGCUGUGCAGCUUUAAUGCACUUGGCGUUUCGAUCCAGCUUACUCCAAUCAUUCACCUGCCAUAAGUGAAAAUAUAAUUGAUUAUGGCGUUAGACAGCAAUCCCAUAAAUUAAACCGUGUUUGGGAACGGUAGUAACGGCAAUAAGCCAUAACCCGUCCCGGUAGUUACCUAUUAUAGAUAGGCAAACAAAGCAUUGCGAUAAACAGUUUCUUUUAACAUAAAUUUACUUUGUGAUAAAAUAUUAUGUACUGUGAUAUAUUUUAAUCUUUUUUAUAUUGCUUAAGAGGUAUAUUGCUGCCAUAUAAAAGAUUUAUUAUAUACAUAUUUGAUAAGUGUUAUCUUUUUUACUAAAUUUAUCAAAUUUCAUUCUAGUUUUUCUUUUUAAGUUUUAAAAGAUCUACAUACACUUUGCUUACCUUACAUGUUUUAUUGAUAUUUUAUCCUGACUUUAAAAGUCUAUGUUACUGCAGUAAGUUUUCAACUUAAGCGUUGUAAAACAGGAUUGUCUAACAUCAAAUACCCGGUAUAUAUAUUGUGAUCGGAGCUUCUCACUACCAAAUAGGCUAUACAGAAACAUCUCAAUCAUUCAAGGUCUUAGCGUUGACAGAGCCGAGAAAAAUUGGGUAUCCUUGCCAGACAACUCCACAACGCCAGAUUUCAGUUGAAUGUAGGAUUCUCAAACUUUCCAGAGGGCAUCUUUCUUCAUUUUUUUAAAUGUUAUUUCACGGAAUAAGAUCGAAAAUGAAACAGUUACACCAAGUAAAUGGCUGGUGUAAGUUUAAAUUUAUUUACAAUCCAACGCGUGGCUAUCAUACAGAAACGACAAAGAGUCUGUGUCUAAGCCCAUUCCUUUCAUAUAUACUGAUAACGAUGAAUGAAUACAUCCGGCAUUUUAUCCAGACUCUUUGUAAUGAUAUCAGUAACAUGGACAUGUACUUGAAGGGUCAUUUCAGGAGUGUUAUCGAACAUGUCUGGCUCAUUACUGACCAUCACAGAAGCGAGGCGAAUUGAUAUGCUAGUUGAUAUGAGUAAGAUUUAGUCAUGGUAUUACAAACCAUGUCGAACAGUACAGCUGAUUGUCCUGGCCCAAACCAUAUUCCCGUCAGCUAUAUUCUCUGCUAAGUAACUCUGGUCAAAAUACACAGCAACCUCUCGUCGCUGUUCACAUCAGUGUGUUAUAAGCAGUGCAUAUAUAUAUGGCAAAUGCCUGAGACGUUGAAAAAUCCCUUCUGGAAUUCUUGGGUUAUCAGAAAGGGAAAAUGACGCCGCAUCCUAUGUAAAUGUUAAAAAAUUAAAUCCUUGGAUAGUAAUAAAAAAAUAAUCAAUUUG
Messenger RNA from Liolophura sinensis, 3089 nucleotides. RefSeq names its product piRNA biogenesis protein EXD1-like. The coding region runs from base 27 to 1370 and encodes 447 amino acids. The record is from RefSeq and is a predicted model, not a curated record. Lineage: Eukaryota; Metazoa; Mollusca; Polyplacophora; Chitonida; Chitonidae. Gene Ontology annotation, biological process: nucleobase-containing compound metabolic process. Gene Ontology annotation, molecular function: 3'-5' exonuclease activity; nucleic acid binding. The transcript is spliced from 5 exons.